UUGGCGGCCAGGCGCCGCUGAAGAGGCUCGGAGCGAGCGAGGCGGCGGCAGAGGAGGAGGAGGAGGAGGAGGAGGAGGAGGCGGCAGGAUGAAGUUCGCCGAGCACCUGGCGGCGCACAUCACCCCCGAGUGGCGGAAGCAGUACAUCCAGUAUGAGGCUUUGAAAGAGAUGCUAUAUGCAGCUGUGGACCAGGCCCCUUCUAUAGAAGACACAGAUGAAGACACAGUGAAAAGGUGUUUUGCCACGUUUGAAGAGAAGUUCUUCCAAACCUGCGAGAAAGAACUUGCCAAAAUCAACAUUUUCUAUUCAGAAAAGCUUGCAGAAGCUCAGCGCAGGUUCACUACUCUUCGGACGGAGUUACAGUCAACUUUGGACGCACAGAAAGAAGCCAGCGGGGCUUCCACGCUGCAGCGGCGCAGAAAGCCGGUCUUCCACCUGUCCCACGAAGAGCGUGUCCAGCAUAGGAAUAUCAAAGACCUGAAAUUGGCCUUCAGCGAGCUCUACCUCAGCCUCAUCUUACUGCAGAACUAUCAGAACCUGAACUUCACAGGCUUCCGCAAGAUCUUGAAGAAACAUGACAAGAACCUGGAGACGACACGAGGGGCGGAGUGGCGGGUGGCCGAGGUGGAGGUGGCACCCUUCUACACCUGCAAGAAAAUCAAUCAGCUUAUCUCCGAAACAGAGGAAGUGGUGACCAAUGAGUUAGAAGAUGGGGACAGACAGAAGGCUAUGAAACGUCUGCGUGUUCCACCUUUGGGAGCAGCUCAGCCUGUACCAGCCUGGACUACAUUCAGGGUUGGAUUGUUCUGUGGAUUGUUCAUUGCACUGAACGUGACUGUCAUACUUUCAGGUGUGGCUUUUAUAGAAGGACCAAAUGUGUGGCCACUGGUGAGAAUCUAUCGAGGUGGCUUUCUCCUGAUAGAAUUCCUCUUUCUCCUGGGUAUCAACACGUACGGCUGGAGACAGGCUGGAGUGAAUCAUGUCCUCAUCUUUGAACUCAAUCCCCGCAGCAACUUGUCCCAUCAACAUCUCUUUGAGAUUGCUGGAUUCCUGGGGGUUUUGUGGUGCCUGAGCCUGCUGGCAUGUAUAUAUGGUAAAUUCACCUACAUCCCUAUGCAGGUGAAUCCACUCAUCUUGUACGGCUUCAUGUUGCUUUUUCUCAUCAACCCUACCAAAACCUUAUAUUACAAGUCCCGUUUUUGGCUGCUCAAACUAUUGUUUCGAGUAUUCACGGCUCCCUUCCACAAAGUAGGCUUCGCAGAUUUCUGGUUGGCUGAUCAGCUCAACAGCCUGGUCGUGAUACUCAUGGAUCUGGAGUACAUGAUCUGCUUCUACAGCUUCGAGGUUCAGUGGGAGAACAAUGCUGGACUUCUGGCGAAUACAGAAAAUCAAAUUUGUUACAGCUACUCCUACGGAGUGAGAGCAGUUGUCCAGUGCAUCCCUGCUUGGUUGCGAUUCAUCCAGUGCCUGCGCCGUUACCGCGAUAAUAAACGGGCCUUUCAUCUGGUUAAUGCUGGAAAAUAUUCCACCACCUUCUUCGUGGUGACAUUUGCAGCCCUCUACAGCACUCACAAAGCUAAAAACCACAGUGACACCCAAGUGUUCUUCUACCUGUGGAUUAUCUUCUAUUUCAUCAGCUCUUGCUAUACGCUCAUUUGGGACCUGAAGAUGGACUGGGGUCUCUUUGACAAAAAUGCUGGUGAAAAUACCUUUCUCCGAGAAGGAAUUGUCUACCCACAGAAAGCAUACUACUAUUGUGCCAUUGUAGAGGACGUGAUCCUGCGUUUUGCGUGGACCAUCCAGAUCUCCCUCACCUCCAUGCAAAUCUUUCCGUAUGCUGGGGACAUCAUUUCUACUGUUUUUGCCCCACUUGAGGUUUUCAGGCGGUUUGUGUGGAACUUCUUCCGUCUGGAGAACGAGCACCUGAACAACUGUGGGGAGUUCCGUGCCGUGAGGGACAUCUCCGUGGCACCGCUCAACGCCGAUGACCUGACGCUCUUGGAUCAGAUGAUGGACCAGGAAGAUGGUGUACGAAAUCGCCGUAAGAACAAACAGUGGAAGCGCAGCCAGAGCAUAUCCUUGCGCAGACCUCGUCUUGCUUCACAGUCCAAGGCUUCUGACACUAAGGUAUUGAUAGAGGACCUAGCGAAAGAAGUGAACACAUGAAAUGGCCACGGUCUUUUAUUCCGCAUCCUUUGUUUUCUCAUUCUGCUCCCCUCUUCCCCAAGUAACCCAGUCUCUGGUACAGUUCCAGCUGAAAACAGGAGAAAACACUGAACACGUUUUCCGAGCUCUUCCAGACCAGAUCCUAUGGACUCCAACAAGCUCACUGUGUUUCAUUUCUUUUCUUCUGGGUUAAUUUUGAUGUUCUAUUUUAAAAAUAAAAUAUUUUACUUUCUUUUGCCAAUAAAAAGGACAGUUCAGGAAAGAAGGAUUGUUUACAGUCUCAACAAGGACAUACAAACCUGUCUGGAUAAAGAAGCAUCAUAGGGACUCCCUCAUGGGACAGUGCCGAGAACACCCUCGGUUUCUGCUUGGCCCGGUUUUGACUGGUUGAAACCGGACUUAAGUUUUUAAAUCUGAUUUUUUUUUUUUUUCUUCAUAUCCAGCGCUGAGGCACUGGCUGCACUUGCAGGGAAAGUGCACUUAGAGCAGUAUCUUCAUUCAUGAAGCUACUUUUUAAUUUGAUGUAACUUUUCUUAUAAGUUUUUGGAAAUAUGAUGUAUCUGUUGCGUAUAGUUUUCACAUUAUUUAUGAAACCUAACAACCAUAUGAGAGUGAUUCUGAGUCCUGUGCAAUGAAGGUUGUAACAGUAAAACGAAGCCGGGAAUGUCGAUCUAGAUCUCUAGGGUUGUGGGGUUAUGCUCUGCACGUACCCCUCUCGCGAGACAACUUGCACCUGUUUACCUUUUAUCUCUUUCUUUCUUUCUUUUCAAUUUUAUUUUAAGCCAAAGUUUCUCUUUCUGACUUUUAGUUGCUGCUACUGCUUCUGGGCAUGUCUCUUGUGCCAGUUCAGUGCCGACUUCCCAUGCAGCUGUGUGAAAGCAGUGCAAAUGAUCCUGAGACCCUUUCGAAGGGCGAGUCGGGUCCUACCAAUCGUGCAAACAGCUAGGCAGACAAAGGCUUCGGAAAUCCGUUGUCCGGAUCAAAAUCUGUAUUUCAAAGCCUUAAUAAUCGUUAGGUGAGGGCACGAUCCACCUGGUGCCAAGCUGGGAGCUUUCCUGCUGUUCUCCCGCAGGGGGCUCGAGCUGGCUGUGGUUGGGGAGCACAGAAGGGUCUCCGUGGUGCCUCCUGAUGGGGAUGCAGAGCAAAGGUCCCCUUGUGGCUGCUGUUCUGCCCGACGUGGCAAAAAGCCCGUCGGGCACUCUCCCGGCACAACACAGCUUGGCUGUUCCUCCUGCCUCUCGCCUGCUCUCCGUAACCUAGUUUAGGAAGCGUGAUGCUAUCAAGCAGGCUCAGGUGAGGGGCAUCCGCCUUGCUGAGCAGCUCACGAUGCUGACGUGGUAGCCUUGUUGGUCUCCUCCCGUAGAGAAGGAAGCAGACGGGUGGCUGGCUCCCGGGCAGCUGUGUCCGGCUGUGUGGCUGCUGCUGCAAAGGCGAGGUGGGCCUCUUCGUGUAGGAUCCUUGCACUGAUGUCUGUCCGUUGGCUUGCGUCCAUUUUCGGCGAUGGAAUUGCAGGAAUGCCUGCCUGGCUGCUGUCGUGUUGUUUCCGUUCGCGAGCUGUGAGCGCGGUUUCCCACCUGCCUGCUGGUGCGUUGCGUUUUCUCAGUUUUUGCCUGCUGUGCCUCUCUUGCCCAGAGGAACUGAAGAAGGAAACUUAGUUCAUUUCAUUUGAAAUAGGUUAAAAUUAAGUGGUAGUGAACCCGUGACAGAACAAGGCCAACACUGCAGGUCGGUAGCUGCCCGAGACGCGCACUGAGCUUGCCGGGGACGUGCCCGCACCCUGCCAUCGGUGCAGUGCGGCGGCCACCUCCGUCUGCUCAGUGCCCCUUGGUGCCCACGAGCUGUUUCCCCUGCCAGCUCCCCUAGGUCCACUACUCCCUGCUCGUAGGCAAGCAGAAACUGAGGUCUAAAGCCCCUUAAAAUAGUUUUGCUAACUGGCAGUGGUCGCUGCGCCCGGAGCUCGUGCAGCUGCUGGAGCCCUGCGGAGCUGGGGGCAGCUCACCGGGAGGGCAGCGGCACUGAGGGGAGCGGCCCAGAGCAAGCGAGUGUGGUUACUUCGGUGGUUGUUUUUGUAAAGAAAGCUCGCUGGUAGCUCUGCCUUUCCGAGGGAACGGGAACACGUCGCAGCCUGGCUCCGAGAGGGGAUUUGAAGUGCCACCGGGAGCUCCCUGCCUUCCUCAGCGGGGCUGGGGAGAGCCGGGCACGUUGGGGGCCCCCUGGUCCUAACCUGACGGGGAGCUGCGAGUUGCAAGCAAUUGUGUUUUUACUCUGUGGUUUAUCAAAGCAAGAAUCCAUCUGUCCGUCUGCUGCUCGGGCCUGUCUCCUUCCUGGCUCUCUCCCUUCCCAUUUUUUUUUUUCUGUCUUUGCUGCCAGGAGAAAUAAGCAAAAGGGGAGGCGGCGUGCCACAGCUGGCAAACGUUUUCUCUUGAAAUACAACGCCGUCCCUUUUGGCAGGGAGGAUGCUCUCUGGGGACAGCAGCAUGGCUUUUAAAGGACCCUGUCUCCCCGGCGCGUGUUCCCGACCUACCGGAGACUUCUGAGAAACACAGGGCGCGGAUUCCUUCCGAGGGUCGGUGCUAGAACCCGGGCGGCCCCGUGUCUCUGCAAACAUCUGGCCAGCAGAGCGAGGCAGAUGUGGAGAGGAAAUGGUGCCGGGCUCCUUGAGCAAGGGGAGCGGGUGGCCGAGUUUUGUGAGUGGGCUCUGGUGGAACUGAAAGGGGGACUCGAAAACACUGCUGGGGGGAGAAAAGCAGGGGAGCAAUCUAGAAACGACUGGGGAGCAGAAUAAGGAGCUGGGCUUUUUAAGCUGGUACUUUAGAUGCUGGGAUGUGGCCGAAGGCUGCUCUCAAGUUGUGAUGGUACGGCUGGGGCACCUCGGUGGUCUUGAGGUCUUCCCCUUGCCUUCGUGGCCUAAGGCUUGCCAGGGGCCGUGGUUGUGCGUGGCUCUGAGGAUGGCAGGAAGCCUCUUCCAGCUGCUGGAGCCCUUGGGGAUGGUCCCACCGAAGGGGAGGUGAUGCUGCAGUGUGGGCGGUGGUUUUUGGGGAUUCCCUCUGAACUCCUUUCUCUUUGCUCCCUGUUGCUUUCCAUCCCAUCCGCCCUUUCAGGGAUCCGUGGCUUGCAGGGGGUGAGGAGUUCGGGGUCGCAGGUUGGGAUUUGCAGCCUCCGGGGUUUCUCAGCUACCUGGAGCUCCCCGGUGCCCCCUUCGGCUCUGGCCCCCCUGCGUGGCUUUGGCCACGGGGAGGAAGUCCCAGGUGGAGCAGUUCGAUCCGCUCUUGGUAGGAAGUGGCCGCUGGUACCUCCCUGGCGAAUCCUCCUUGUCCUGACCUUCACAGCUGCUUUCCGGGGGGCCCGAGGAGCAGGGCUCCCUCUGCUCGGAGGAGAGGCAGGCGAUGCAGGCCCGGGUCAGGUCGGGAGGAGAAAACCCCUGGGGUUUUCACCGCAGGUGUCCCAGGGAGCGAUGGAAGCCGUGCUUGGCGCUUUGCCUCCAACACCCGAGGGAACGCGGCCGCCUCCCAGCGGCACGAAGCCAGCCCCGGUCCCACCUCACCUCCACCACCCCAUGGGCACGCGUGGCUGGGGGUGAGCUGUGCCUCGAGCAUUUCCUUGAUUUGAGUUUUAUUCCAAAGGCCAUCGGAUCGUUUUUGCUGUGUUGGUCUGAACGAUUACUCUAUGAAGCCCUGACCUGUAGAUGUCCAAAGUAAUUAUGGAGUGUGAUUAGUCCUCUGUGGGUGCUUUCUUUCUUUCCUCCUUUCUCUUUCGCUAUCCCCUUCUCCACUCUUCUUUUUGGCUAAGUGGAAAAGGUGAGGACAAAGAAAUUGCCGCUUGCUUGGACUCAUGAUGUAUCUGUGACUGCGCUGUUAGCUGUCUCCUCUUUCCUUCCCAAAUGGAUAUCAUUUUUGGAGUGUGGAAUACCCUUCUUGAUAAGUAGGUUUAAAAAAAAAAAUGCACAAUGUGAUACUGUUUCAUAGUUUCUAGGUGGUUGUAUAAAAGCAAAGUUACUGUGAUUGUGUUUUUAAAAGGAAAAAGUGAUUGGUUACGAAAUCUGUCCUUUUUUUCAUUAUUACAAGCUCUUUGUUUUCCAACGGUC
Cygnus atratus (black swan) is the source of this 6251-nucleotide messenger RNA. It is a transcript of the gene XPR1, whose product is annotated as xenotropic and polytropic retrovirus receptor 1. Lineage: Eukaryota; Metazoa; Chordata; Aves; Anseriformes; Anatidae. Gene Ontology annotation, biological process: cellular response to phosphate starvation; phosphate ion transport. Gene Ontology annotation, cellular component: cytoplasm; Golgi apparatus; plasma membrane. The record is from RefSeq and is a predicted model, not a curated record. The transcript has 15 exons. Gene Ontology annotation, molecular function: inositol hexakisphosphate binding. The coding region runs from base 89 to 2167 and encodes 692 amino acids.